CUGAUAUACUGACACACAUUUGCUUUUUCGUUCCUCCUGCAGAUGACAAGGGCCCAGCCCUUCACAAGCAAUGUCAAAAUAUCUCACGUGUGGUCGGCGAGCUAUUGCUGAGGUAGAAAUGAGUGUACAAUUCGUUUGAAACAACAGUUUUAUCGUCUUGACUAUUUACUCAAAGUAUUCAACAGACCAGAGAUGUUGUGUUACGAAGGAAAAAUCAGUGUCUUCACAUUUUUGACUGGCGUGAUAUUUGCGCUAUUGCCAAAGUUCCUGUUUAGGUUACAAUUCGAGACUUAUUCUCUCUAUUUUCAGAAUGUUUGGUUGACUUAUGUCGUAUUGUACAUACUCCUGAAUUUCUUAAUCAUUAUUGCUUUUCGUGGUUUCAUUUAUCAAGUUGCGGUGCGAGCGACGUCGCUGGGUUAUGCAUUUGGGAUUGGCAUAUUGAUAUAUUUGACAGCACCAUCAUCAUGGCAAAUGUUUGGCAUUUACACAUCAGUAAUGGCGACAUUUCACUAUUCAGAAUUCUUGGCUAUUACUUGGACAAAUCCAAGCGCCUUGUCCCUUGAUUCCUUCAUGCUAAAUCACAGCCUCGAGUAUGGAAUAGCUGCCUUUGUGUGCUGGAUGGAAUUUAUCAUUGAAAGAUAUUUUUUUCCUGAAAUGAAGGAACCGCACUUUGUUUCUUGGAUCGGACUAACGUUCUGCGUUUGUGGAGAGAUACUCAGGAAGCUUGCUAUGUUCACGGCAAGAAAGAAUUUUAAUCAUAUCAUACAAAGCACCAAAGCUGACGGUCACCAACUUGUCACGCACGGUGUCUACAGUUUCUCACGACAUCCCAGUUAUGUCGGAUGGUUCUAUUGGUCAAUUGGAACACAGCUGAUUCUUCAGAAUCCUUUCUGUGCGGUGUGUUACACACUAAUUUCAUGGAGAUUCUUCCAACAGCGGGUAUUACUUGAAGAAAUGACAUUGAUAAACUUUUUUGGACAAGACUAUGUUGACUAUCAAAAGCAAGUGGGUACCGGACUGCCUCUCAUUUCGGGGUACAAAUUUGACUUGUAGUAUAGUACCAUGGUGUGAUUUCAAUUAUAAUUAUAUGAUACUGUAAUUGUGAGAUAUAUGACAAUACUUUAAAACUUGCACAUCGUGUAUUGAAGCUAUAAGAUGUUGACCUGCGAAAUUCGUACGCAUACGAUUUCACACUGAUCAAAAUAAUUUGAAGGAAAAGUUCAAGAGACUUUAUCCUUAGGUUACGGACAUUUGAGCUAAUUCAUAGAAAGUUUGUGAUUAUUCGAUUUGAGUGGGCAUACAUUGAAACGAUUAUUUUUUGAUUUUUUGUUUUUUUAGCAAAAAACCCAUCACAUCACGAACAGUAAAUACCGUUCAGGUGUAGAAAAUGAUAAUUUUGUCUAACCGACAUCUUCAGAACAUUAACUUUACUCUGAUUAUUGAUGCAAGUAAAAUCAUGAGUCACUUUUCUAGUCACAAAACUAUAUUUCAUUUGUAAUCAGAGAGAGUACGACUGCCACUAGUUGUGAAAAUCGGUUGCGUAAUGCUGAACAUUAGAAUAGGAAUAAAAAUUUGGAUAGCAAAUAUUUGUUGAACAGUGAAUAAUGAACUAUCUUGAGAAGCGUCGACUCAUUGAUAACAAUCGCGUUACUAUGUAUUAUUAAAAUUAAGAAUACAAAACGGAAUUUUUUGUGUAAUACAUCAUUUUUAUGCAAAGUUGUACAUAUUGUCCAAUUUAACGUCGAACGUGACGAAUAAACAAGGUACAUUUUUUAUGGUGAGUAUUAAUCAUGAUUUGAAAUGAAUGGAAUGAUGGCUUUAACGUCGGAUCUAUUUCAAAUCUAAGAUAUGGGCGUAAAUGAAGAGGACUUUAAUCUAUUUAAUUGGUAGAUUAUUGGAAAUCGAAAAGAAAUUCUCACACAUUCUAGGGAGAGUGGUUCAACACCUGCGAAGUCGUAUUCGAGCAUUUGCAAAAGUGGAUCUAUGUGUGAAACUGUCGCACCAGUUCUCGUGAAAUUUCCACAUAAUACUAUUUCCAUUCCAAAAAUGUGCAAAUAUCGUCCAUCAAUACAACAAACCGCUAUAGAUAUAUAUAAUCAUAAGAUACCCCCCCCCCCAUAACUAUAAAUCAGGCUGGGACACAGUGAAGGAUAAGAAAGAGUAG
Neodiprion fabricii is the source of this 2164-nucleotide messenger RNA. RefSeq names its product protein-S-isoprenylcysteine O-methyltransferase (gene ste14). Gene Ontology annotation, molecular function: protein C-terminal S-isoprenylcysteine carboxyl O-methyltransferase activity. Gene Ontology annotation, cellular component: membrane; endoplasmic reticulum. The record is from RefSeq and is a predicted model, not a curated record. Lineage: Eukaryota; Metazoa; Arthropoda; Insecta; Hymenoptera; Diprionidae. The coding region runs from base 193 to 1053 and encodes 286 amino acids. Gene Ontology annotation, biological process: C-terminal protein methylation. The transcript has 3 exons.